ACACAGCCCAGCUGAUAGGACACACUAUGAUAAGCUCUUCCAGGCUUGUAACUAAUGCCUUCCCUUUAUAAUUUCAUAUUUAACAAAUAUCCAGAAGCGUGAUAUGUGUUAUCGGUCGAAAGCUGGACACCCUCUCCACGAUCGUGACCCUUGAGCAACGACUUCACAUCCAGUCCUAUCACUGACAUGGCAACCAAGGAUUCUGGGAGCGUUCCCAAAGCAGCAUUGCAUCACUUGUCAAAGGUCUGAUAUCCCAGUGGAGGCGCAGCGGGCUGUGUGCCGGCAGAGAGGAACAGGGCGGAGCGGCUAUUUUUACCUGAGGCCCAGGAGUGAGCUCCACACAGAAGACACCAGUCACAACAAAUAGCGUUGAAUCAUUUGAUGCCCCACUGGACGCAAUGUACGGACAGAAGAAGCUGUCAAGGCUCUGCAGCUGUCCCGAGUCCAUCUCAGCCCAUCACCCGGGGUUUGAUCAGCCCAGGACCUGAUCUGAGGCACAGCCCAAGGCACGAGGCAGGGCCAGUCUUCAUCACAGCCCCUCUCACAGCCCACUCAUCCAUAGGGCCCAUCCAUCACCAUCAUGCAGAGAGAAGAAAGAGGGAGGGGAGAAGACAUAUGAGCGGAGAAGAAAGGAAAAGAGAUGCACAACAUCCACAAAGCCAAGAAAUGUCUACUGCCACACUGACGGUCAGAAUGUGCACAGAAACACUGGUUAAGGAUAAAGUUCUGACAUCUACAGCAGAGAGCCGCAGAGUUGACCUCCGUUGUCCUACUGACGGCCAACUGAAGCUGGAGGAGAAAGAAGAGAGGAGAAGGGAAAAGAAGAGGGAGAGAGAACCGGAGUCUCUGAUCAAAGACGCCUCUGACUGCAAACAAGUUCAGCAGAUGACACAGGGUGCCAAAUGUUUCCUCCACAUCAGAUGGCUUCUCCUGCGAUCCAUAUUGCAUUCUAGGCCAAACCUCCCAAACACCAUCACAAGUAUUUCCCCUGAGGGCCCUCCCUCUCCAUUCAUAGUCGAGAAACAUCCCCCGGCCGAGGGCGCACCGCAUGAAGUUAAACGAUUUUGAAGAAUUCCAAUCAUAACAUCGGAGUUUUGUGCAACAGCAAUCCAAGAAACAAGACAGAAGAAUGGGCAGGAACGGGACGGGGGAAAAAAAAAAAAACACAGGAUAUGAUGGAGGGAAUCGAGGAGAAGAUACAAAUAACGGCACAAAGGCGGAGCUGCUGUUGGAUUCCUCAUAAGAAUUAUUCAAGGAGAAAUGGCACCUGGCCUGGGGGAAAUCAGCGCUGCCCUCAGCCGGAUUACUCCUGGCACAAUCCGGACACAGUCUUGUUUGAUGUCCCCCACCCAUCCGUCUUAAAGAUGAUCCCUCCCAAAAGAGCAAAUCCACGUUGUUUUGGAGGACGAGCAACAGCUUGACCAAUCAGAGUGAGUGCAGCGCUGGGACUUUCUGGCCGCCGUGACACUGUCCACCCAUAAAGGCACCUGGAGAAGGAAAGAAUUUUGAACAACAAUAAGAUUCAGGAACUCAGGAAUGGAUCCUUCUUUGGAUUGUCUACUUUGGAAAAAUUGGACCUGCGGAGUAACAUGAUCAGUCAUAUUGAACCAGGCGCUUUCCUCGGAUUGCCAGCACUCAGAAAACUAGACUUGUCCAAUAACAGCAUCGGCUGUCUUAAUGUAGACAUCUUCAAGGGCCUCACCAGUCUGAUCAGACUAAACCUUUCAGGAAACACGUUCUCUUCAUUGGCUCAGGGGACCUUUGACAGCUUGUUGUCUCUGAAGUUCUUGGAUUUUCAGACACCUAACUUGCUGUGUGACUGCAACCUUCAGUGGCUGCGGCGUUGGCUCAGCGAGAGGAACCCUGCGGGCAAGAACACCAAGUGCUCCUACCCCCAGUCUCUCCAGGGCCAGUCCAUUACCUCCAUCAGCCCAGAGCUCUUCACCUGUGAUGCUCCACUCGAGCUGCCCUCCUUCCAGCUGACUCCAUCCCAGCAACAGGUCGUCUUUCAGGGGGACAGCUUGCCAUUCCAGUGUCAGGCCUCCUUCGUGGCCGAGGACAUGCAGGUGCUGUGGUACCAAGACGGCCGCAUGGUGAAGCCUGACGCCGCCCAAGGCAUCGUCAUUGAAAGACGCAUGGUGCAGGACUGCUCUCUCAUUGCCAGCGCGUUGACCAUCUCAAACAUUCAGCCUGGUUUUACUGGGGACUGGGAGUGCCGGGUCAGAACUAGCAGGGGCAACACAACCAGGACUGUCCACAUCGUGGUCUUGGAGACUUCUGCCAAGUAUUGUGUCCCUGAACGCGUCACGAACAACAAGGGAGAGUUCAAGUGGCCGCGCACCGUGGCAGGGAUCAGAGCGCACCUCCCCUGCAACAGACUGCCCUCCAGCGCAGGUACAUACUCGGGCAGCUCCGGCGAGGAGCAGCGGGCGUGGCGCUACUGCAAUCGCAAAGGGGUGUGGACGGAUGACGACUACUCGCGCUGCCAGUUCCAGAAAGAUGUCACGCGGUUUCUAUACGUCAUCAACCAGAUGCCUUUGAAUGAGACCAGCGUGGUAGCCAGGGCUCAGCGCCUGUUGUCCUGCACCAACGACGCUGCCAACUUCUCAGACAAGAUGGACAUCAUCUUUGUAGCUGAGAUGAUUGAAAAGAUUGGCAAAUUUGUCGAGAGAUUUAAUUUGGGUGAGGUGAUGGUAAGCAUGGCCAGUAACUUGAUGCUGGCAGAUGAGAGGGUGCUCUGGAUGGCUCAGCGCGAAGCCAUGGCCUGUUCGCGCAUCAUCGCCUGCCUUCAGAAGAUUUCUGGCUACCGUCUGGCCACAGCACAGCCCUUCUCCCUGACAUCCCCCAACAUAGCACUGGAGAUUCACACUGUCAGGGCCAGCGACUGGAACGGCAUGACCUGCAGGUUGUUCCAGAGGCUCAGUCCCGACCGCACACCUGGACAGGACCGCCAACUCACCUUCAAAUGCAACACAACCAACUCCUCUUCCAGCAUCUCUUACAAGAACAUCAUUGCUUCCCUGGAGUUUCCUCAGUCACUCUUUACCCAGGCUGCACUCCCCGGGCAGGCAGACGACGCAGUCUACAAGCUCCAUCUACUGGGCUUCCGCAACGGCAAGUUUUUUCCCUCCACCGGCAACUCGUCCCAACUGGCUGAUGGUGGAAAGAGGAGGAGUGUGGCCACCCCUGUCAUCAUGGCCAAGAUAGAUGGCAUGUCCCGGCACAUCCUCAGGACGCCGGUGAACAUCACCCUGUGGCAGUUUGCCCGCGGCUCAGACCCGGUGUCCGCCUCCUGGAACUUCAGCCUGGUUGGAGGCCAUGGAGGAUGGCAGAGCGAUGGCUGCCGCAUCAUGAACCAUAAUGACAGCGUCACCACCAUAUCCUGCAACUCUCUGGGCAACUAUGGCCUGCUGAUGGACCUCAGCAGUGUGGAGUAUUUCACUCCCAGCAUUCAGCCCCUGCACCCAGUCAUCUACGCCACCAUCAUCAUUCUGCUACUCUGCCUGCUCACAAUCAUCAUCAGCUAUAUUUACCACCACAGGUCUGUCCGUGUGAGUCGCAAAUCCUGGCACAUGUUGGUCAACCUCUGCUUCCACAUCUCCCUCACCUGCGGGGUCUUUGUAGGUGGCAUAAAUCAGACGCGCUAUGCCAGCGUUUGCCAGGCGGUGGGCAUCUUGCUGCACUACUCAACUCUGGCUACAGCUCUGUGGGUGGGUGUGACUGCACGCAACAUUUACAAACAGGUGACGCGCAAAGCCAAGCGCUAUGAAGAGCUGGACGAACCUCCGCCACCACCGCGACCCAUGCUGAGGUUCUACUUAAUCGGCGGAGGGAUACCCAUCAUUGUCUGCGGCAUCACUGCAGCAGCCAACAUCAGAAACUACGGCAGCCGGACCAAUGCACCAUAUUGCUGGAUGGCAUGGGAGCCCAGUAUUGGUGCAUUUUAUGGCCCAGUGGGAUUCAUCAUCUUCGUGGACUGCAUGUACUUCCUCAGCAUUCUACUCCAGUUGCGGCGCCACCCUGAGCGCCGUUACGAGUUCAAGGAGCCCACCGAAGAGCAGCAGCAUCUCUCUUCAGCCCACAUUGAGGCCAGGGCUGAUGGUCCCAGCAGCCAGUGCCACCCCCUCACACUGCAGCUCCAGCCUCACGAGGCAUCCUCCUCCAUGCUGUCUGCUCCCCACGCUGUGCCCCUGUCGGCCCUGGAGAAUGAGCACACCUUUGCAGCUCAGCUGAUGGGUGCAGCAGGGGCACUGGGGCUAUAUGCGGCCCUCUGGGUGUUCGGGGCCAUGGCUGUGUCACAGGACCACCCCUUCGACUUAGCUUUCACUUGCCUGUUUGGGGUGGCCGCACUGGCAUUGGGGGCGUUCAUGGUGGCACAUCACUGUGUCAACAGGCAGGAUAUGAGACGCUAUUGGUCCCAGGCUUGUUGCUCUGGGAGACGAGCCUACUCUGCACAGGAGGAUGUCCUUCUGCCUCAGCCGGGCGUGGCAAUGACAUCCACAGCAGGAUCUGCUGACAAAGCAGACGGAGAGUCAACAAAGUGUGGCCACAGCAGUGCAGACUCUUCCUACACAAAUAAGAGCGGGCCAAGCAUGCGCAACUCCACCCACGGCAGCAAGCUGACCAAUCUGCACGCAGAGGCAGCUCAAUGCAAGCCUGCGUCAGCACCGGCGACAGCCAACGGUGCAGCCAUUUUGGACAACAGCCUGACUGAACACUCAGUAGACAAUGAAAUUAAAAUGCACGUGGCACCGGUUGAGGUCCAGUUCCGCCCGAUGAACAACAUCAACAAUCCAACAGCUGCCCCCAACGGACACGCAAGCAGGCAUCACAAAAACAGAGCGCGAGCGCACAGGGCGAGUCGGCUGACAGUGUUGCGAGAGUACGCCUACGACGUCCCCACCAGCGUGGACGGCAGCGUGCAGAGUGCACCCCACAGGCGGCACCACCACUAUGAUGUAGCGGCACGCAACAGCAGGCGGGCGGCUUACAUGGCCUACAGAGAGCGCCAUCAGAGCCAGUUACAGCAGGACAGCAGCGACAGCGCAAGCUUGCCGCGCCGCUCCCGCUACGCAGAUAAAGGAGGUGGCAGCAGCGUUGGGAACGGAUCAGUGGUGACUGUAGAAACUGAACGGGUCACUGCUGCUGCCACGCUGAGCUCGGGUAAUGACUCUGGUCCUGUUAAGCAGCCCAGCACCACAGAACUAGAGAGCCAACCCAAGUCAUAUGGGCUCAACCUGGUUACUCAGAAUGGUGGCACACUUAAAGAAAAUGGACAAACAAUGCCUUUAAUCAGCCCAGAGAGUGCAGCCAGUGUAAAGACCGGCUUGUGGAAACAUGAAACUACUGUGUAG
Molecule: messenger RNA, 5354 nt
Organism: Acanthopagrus latus (yellowfin seabream)
Lineage: Eukaryota; Metazoa; Chordata; Actinopteri; Spariformes; Sparidae
Gene: adgra3
Product: adhesion G protein-coupled receptor A3
Exons: 28
Coding region: 1590-5354 (1254 amino acids)
Biological process (GO): G protein-coupled receptor signaling pathway; cell surface receptor signaling pathway
Cellular component (GO): external side of plasma membrane; plasma membrane
Molecular function (GO): protein binding; G protein-coupled receptor activity
Source: RefSeq, a predicted model, not a curated record